Sphaerodactylus townsendi is the source of this 3769-nucleotide messenger RNA. RefSeq names its product RNA polymerase I subunit F (gene POLR1F). The transcript is spliced from 5 exons. Gene Ontology annotation, cellular component: RNA polymerase I complex. The record is from RefSeq and is a predicted model, not a curated record. Bases 97 to 951 code for a protein of 284 amino acids. NCBI's taxonomy places the organism in Eukaryota, Metazoa, Chordata, Lepidosauria, Squamata, Sphaerodactylidae. Gene Ontology annotation, biological process: DNA-templated transcription initiation.
UUCGGUAACGUCAUUUUUGUGCGCCGCAGAGAGUGAUAGAAGACCUCGUGGUUGCUCUAUGAGGUUGCCGAGAGGUCGGGGUUAUUUAUCUGCGCUAUGGCCGAAGGGGAAAACGGCCUCGUCCAGGCGGCGAGAGCGACGAUGGCGACAGCUACCUUAGCUCCAGGGCUUCCUCCGCCUCCCUGCGUAGAGCUGCCAUCCUUCGAGGCUGCGCAAGUGCUGGCGCAGAACCGCUACUCCUGCUUGGUGAUUACACCGCACCGGAGGCACAUCGCGCUGCCGCCUCGGUUCUUGCAUCGGAAGCGGACGGGCAUCCGCAUGCAGCUGGACGCUGAACUGCGGCGCUAUUCGGACAGUUUUGAAGGAGUUCCUGUGGCUUAUGAUGACAUUAGAAUAACAAAUGAACUGGGUGAUAUAAUUGAUGAUCUGGGAGCCAUCCAUCUUGAUAUUGAAGCAAAUUUUAUUGUCUUUACACCUAAACUGGGGAAAAAACUUGUGGGUAUGAUCAAUAAAGUGGCACCAAGCCACGUGGGCUGUCUAGUGCAUGGGUGUUUUAAUGCUUCCAUCCCAAAACCCUAUCACAUAUCAGUGGAUGAAUGGAAAAACCUUGGCUUCCAAAUAGGCGAUAGGCUGGUUUUUAAAGUGUUGAAUUUUGAUUCAGAUGCUGCUGGAGUGUUCUGCAUCCGAGGAAGAUUGUGCCGAAGCAGCACCAGAACAAAAAUACCAAAGGAAAACCACUGUGAUGUGCAGGAUGAUACCCAAGAGAUGGAAACUUCCACAGUAACUGAAGAGUUGCAGAUUGAGGACACUGAGAAUGGAACACAUGAUAGAAACCCUGAGAAUGUAUGUGAACAAGACUGCCUCAAGGAGCAGAGGUAUUUCUUUGUCUCCUUCAGUAGCAGAGCUGGUCGAGGCCUACACUUGUGGCUCCACAACUACUUGGUUGGCUAAUGGUUGUACAGUUCUUUCUUUCAACUUAGUUUCAGCAAGGCUUGCACUCAGUUCAUGAGCAAGGUGCGCAAUCAAAGGACUGCUCAGCCAAAGGUGGCCUUCUGCAAGGCGCCCCUACACCUGGAGGCUGGUCAAACAAUGUGCCCCAAGGGCAAUGAGCUGUCUAUCUCCACAACUACCCAGACUGUGGAGCUACCUAGGAAGAUGACCAGAAAGACGAGGCAUAAAGUGGUGCAGCUGGUGGGUUGAUGUUCCCAGCCCAAGGCUGUAGGGUCUCUGGGCUAUCGAAUCUUUGUGAAUACAGGACUUCCAUGAAGGAAUUCAGAAUUUAACUUUGAAAACCAUGUGCAUGAUUUUUUGUGUCAAUCAGUACCUCAAAACAGUCUCCAAUUAUCUAAAAUAUCUAAAAUUAUUAAUCAAGCCUGAGGAAUCUUCCUCCAAUUUCAGUUUCUUUUCCUCCAGCAGAAAGUCAUUCAGUCAUUUAUGCAAAUUCUUCUUCAGUUUGUAGACUACUGAAAAUGUAACAAAAGUCAGGUUAUAUAACAUUAGCUGUUCUGUUCUACAACUGAAAAGAGCUGGGAUAGUGAAAUUUUCAACAUUCACUAGGGUUCAGAAGCCAUGAACAACAGAAUAUAUAAUAGCUUAUCUUUCUGUGCUUCUCUUGCUCUUUAAUUCCUGAUGUCAGUGCGUCUUCUUGGCGCCCUACCCAACCUCCAUUUCAAUCUUUUCUUUUUCCUCUUCUUCAGAUAUCAGUUCCUUCUUCAUGACCUCUAAGCUUUGGAAUCUUGUAGCAUGCGUUGUCACCAGUAAAUGUCUUUUUCUGUUUCUUUUGUUUUGUUUCAACACAUUACCAAAGAAGAAAUAGAUAAUAGGGUGCUAGUGUACAUGCAUCUUAGGAACUUUGAGGAAUUUUAUUCUCUUGGAACUCUUAAGGAAUUACAGAAACGAAGCACGACACCCUGAUUCAUUUCUUUUCUGUACCAGUUGAAAAAAAAUAAUUUCUGAUGAGAUGUUUUAACAUGGAAAACAGAAUAGUUAAGGUCAGUUACAAACUUCCACAUACUGGAUUGCAUCCAAAGUUCACUCGGCCAGUGGAAACAAGGGAUGUUUUUACUGUUUCCUACUCCUUCUGCAGCUGUCCUCUCUUGCCUGACACACUAUCCUGAGGUUUCUCUGCCCUCCCAGGAGCAGCAUUUUGGGGGAUUCAGUGGGCUGGAGCAGGAGGGGGAGGUUCUUUGAAAACUGCCCUCUUCUUGCAUUGGUGGAAGUGACUUGAUGGCCGUGGGGGAAACCAAUCCUGGAUUCAAUAUAAUGACUUUAAAUCUAAUCCCACAUAGUUGCAGUCCAAUGCAGAGUUCCUUAAAGUACAAAAAGAACUAGCCAUUUCUCAGGGGCUUCUUUCUGGAUAGCAAAAGAGACAUACAUGGAUUUUCUCAGUUAUCACAUCUUGUUACUUCAGUCAUGUGAACCUUUACGGAUGUUUUACUGUGUAGUAAGUAAAGGUCUGGGGAGAUCUUUCUUUUGAUCCUAAACUUGGCAGUUAACAACAUUCAAGCCACUCUCGCCCCUUGUGGGAGAUCAAGCUAUGAAAUGGCUAAAAAUAUGUGGAUGUGUCAGUUCUUGUUCCUCUGACUUACUAUGUUCAGCAGCAUUGAAGCACAAAAUACAGGUCCUACAAUGUCUUCUGAUAGGCAACACACUACAAUGUCUUCUAGUAGGCCACGUGAGUAUUUAGUUGCCAUUUACAGAUGCAAGAGCAAAUGUGAAGAAUCCCACAAAUAGUUCCAUGAAGUCAAGGACGUUUCAAUGGUGAAUUUCUCCAUAUCAGCCUAUCUUGCCUCAUUCUGCAACAGAGCGUUAUUUCAAAAUCAGAUUGCAACAUGAUCAUCAAGUUCAAGAGAAAAACUCCCCUCAAAUCUUUGCCCAUUCCAUAAAGUACACCUAUCUGUUGAACUCCAGCCCUGUAGUACUGCCCUUGGUAUGAACAUUAAAAAAAAUAAAUUCUGGGCUGCUUUUCAUUGUUUACUUAGUCACUAUGAUUCUGUCUGGUGCUGUGGGGGGUUGUCUAGUAAUUAUCUUAAUUAUAACAAUUAUAUUCAUACAGUGUAAAUAGAUAAAUCAGGAGGGGUUGGUUUCUUAUAACUUUCAGGGUGAUGUGACAACAAUCUUGUCACUUAUGUUGUGGUCUUAAUUUCUAGCAAAUUUUAUUCAGUGAUGCAUUUCCAUUUAGGAAUAAUACAAGUUCAGCACAAGAGGGGGCACCAGAUAUUUAACAAAACGUCAUGUGAAAUUUCUGUUACCUGUUCCAUUGAUGUUCCAGCCUUUUUCCAAAAAGUAUAGGGUAGUAUACAUGGUUCUUCUGGCCUCUGAUUGCUUUUUUAUGGCUUAGAUUUAAAUGUAGAUAUAAAGUUCUCUCUCUUUUUUGGAUUAAUUUCUUUUGAAAACAAAUGAUCCAAUCCAAGAUCCUUUGCCCCAAGAAGAGUCGAUGUUAACUCUAUAAAUAGAGGCUUAGAUUUACCUUGGUCGCCGUUGCUGCCUGGGAGUGGCAGGGAGAGGGGCAGGCUCAGCGCCUGCAUGCAGCCCAACAUGGGGCUGGGCUACCCAGCUGCUGGUGCGUGUGAGUGACGUGUCUGGAGGAGGUGGAAUUGCGGCCUUAUAUGGGCAGACUGGGCCAUCCUGUGCCUCUUCUCACCCGAGUUCCAAUGGCUUCUCCCGCCCUCCCUCUCCCAUGGGUCUGAGUUUUUUGUUGUUGGCAUUCUGAUUAUGGUGAUUGUUGUUAUUUGCAUUUCAUAUGUCACAGCCUGGCAGGUUGCACACG